This is a messenger RNA of Ahaetulla prasina, 1914 nucleotides long. RefSeq names its product tubulin alpha-3 chain. Gene Ontology annotation, molecular function: structural constituent of cytoskeleton; GTP binding. Gene Ontology annotation, biological process: mitotic cell cycle; microtubule cytoskeleton organization. The transcript is spliced from 4 exons. The record is from RefSeq and is a predicted model, not a curated record. Gene Ontology annotation, cellular component: cytoplasm; microtubule. Bases 115 to 1491 code for a protein of 458 amino acids. NCBI's taxonomy places the organism in Eukaryota, Metazoa, Chordata, Lepidosauria, Squamata, Colubridae.
UUAAAUAAGCCCGAAGACUUCAUUUUUCAGGUGGAGUCUGGUUUUGCUUGGGUUAUAAAUUUGCAGGGAGAAAAACCAGCAGCUGCUUUGCUGGAAUCCCUGGACGCAGGCAUCAUGAGGGAAUGUCUCUCGAUCCACAUCGGUCAGGCGGGAGUCCAAAUGGGGAAUUCCUGCUGGGAACUUUACUGCCUGGAACAUGGGAUUCAGGCGGACGGCACCAUCCUGGCCAACCAAGCCUCUCCGAAGGCCAUGCCCGAAGCCGAGCAGGUAGAUUCCUCCUUUGAGACCUUUUUCUGCGAGACGGCCUCCGGGAAGCACGUCCCUCGGGCGGUGUUUGUGGAUCUGGAGCCCACCGUCAUUGAUGAGAUCCGCACAGGAACCUACCACUCCCUGUUCCACCCAGAGCAGCUGAUUAGCGGCAAAGAAGACGCUGCCAACAAUUAUGCCCGAGGCCACUACACCAUUGGCAAAGAAAUCAUCGAUACCGUCCUGGGCAGGAUUCGCAAAAUGGCUGACCAGUGCAGCGGCCUUCAAGGUUUCCUGGUCUUCCACAGCUUCGGCGGCGGCACUGGGUCCGGCUUUACCUCUCUCCUGAUGGAACGGCUCUCGGUCGAAUACAGCAAGAAGUCCAAGCUGGAAUUCUCGGUGUAUCCCGCCCCGCAGGUCUCCACCGCCGUGGUGGAGCCUUACAACUCCAUCCUGACCACUCACACCACCCUGGAGCACUCGGACUGUUCCUUCAUGGUGGACAACGAAGCCAUCUACGACAUUUGCAACCGAAACCUGGACAUCGAACGUCCAACCUACACGAACCUCAACCGGCUGAUCGGGCAGAUUGUCUCUUCCGUCACAGCUUCCUUAAGAUUUAACGGGGCCCUGAAUGUCGACCUGAUCGAAUUCCAGACCAACCUGGUGCCCUACCCCCGCAUCCACUUCCCUUUGACCACGUACGCCCCCAUCAUCUCGGCCGAAAAAGCCUAUCACGAGCAGCUCUCGGUGCCGGAGAUCACCAACGCCUGCUUUGAAUUUUCCAACCAGAUGGUGAAGUGCGACCCGCGGCGGGGCAAAUACAUGGCGUGUUGCCUCUUGUACCGGGGGGACGUCGUGCCGAAGGAUGUCAACGCGGCCAUCGCGGCCAUCAAAACCCGGCGGUCCAUCCAGUUUGUCGACUGGUGCCCGACAGGCUUCAAAGUGGGCAUCAACUACCAACCGCCCACCGUGGUGCCCGGAGGAGACCUGGCUAAGGUUCAGCGGGCCGUCUGCAUGCUUAGCAACACCACGGCGAUCGCCGAGGCCUGGGCCCGUCUGGACCACAAGUUCGACUUGAUGUACGCCAAGCGUGCUUUCGUUCACUGGUACGUGGGCGAGGGCAUGGAGGAAGGAGAGUUCGCAGAAGCCCGGGAAGACCUGGCGGCUCUGGAGAAGGAUUAUGAAGAAGUCGGCCGAGAUUAUGCCGACGGAGAGGAAGAGGAGGCCGAGGAAGAUUUUUAGACCCCAAAAAUUUGGGCGUAACCAAGAAAAGAGGCAGCUCUGACCAUCCCUGCCGAAAAAAAUAGCCUGUCGGUUAGCAUCAGGAUUCUCCUGCCGGAGUUUGUUUUCUUAAAUUUACAAUCUUCUAUUCUUCAAGGACUAUAGACCACAUUGUACUUGGCUAGAAAUCACCCCCCUUAUAGCCCCUUUUUUUAAAAAAUAAAAUUAUUCCUAGUUAGAACGAUUUAAAAAAAAAUAAUUAAAAUUAACGCUCGAGUGAGGAUUGGGGUAUUUUCAGGAUUGACGAAAGGCAUUAUGUAUGACUCUUGUAAACCGUUUUGUGCACUGCUUGAACAAUUGUGUGAGGGUAGAAUCCCUCGAUAUUAUUAUUAUGGAAUGCAAUAACCCGCUUCUUUGUACUUCAUUAAAAAGCUGAAAUAGCAA